This is a messenger RNA of Maniola jurtina (meadow brown), 3015 nucleotides long. It is a transcript of the gene Parp16, whose product is annotated as carboxylesterase 4A-like. Gene Ontology annotation, molecular function: NAD+ poly-ADP-ribosyltransferase activity. Lineage: Eukaryota; Metazoa; Arthropoda; Insecta; Lepidoptera; Nymphalidae. The record is from RefSeq and is a predicted model, not a curated record. The transcript has 16 exons. Bases 155 to 2950 code for a protein of 931 amino acids.
UCGUUUCAAAUUUUGACAACUGCAUGAAAUAAUAUAUGUAGUUACCUAUAAAUGCUUAUAAAUAAUUAAUAAACCCAAUCAGGACAUUUUUCAACGGAAUCAAAAUUUAUUAUGCUAUUACGUAAAUUUUAAAACAAAUUCAGCAAGUUCAAAUAUGGAUGGAGAGCCAGAAGCAUUAUCAGAUACAGCUACAAAUUGUAAUUUGGCAUCAGCUUCGGAAACUUUAUCUGAUAAUAAUAACUAUCAAGCAAAACUAGACUCCUUAGAGAAAAAAGCUGUGCAUUUAAGACUAACGCUAGAAAAAGAUUUUAAGGCGGCUGAUUUAAAAUGGAGUUUGUUUGUAGCGGCAGCUUUUAGCUUCAGAUACGAAAGCUGCCUCAGACCCUUUCCCCCCAUUUUUAUGAAAAAUGGAAUUAAAGACAUGGACGAAUUGCUGAGUUUGAUCACUGACGUGCCAGCUUUAGAUUUGGUUUUACAACAAUUGGACAGUCUUGAAAAUUUGAGCGAUAUAACCGACAUCCUUGAUUUAUUAUUCUACGUUCUUGUAAGACUAAAAGAACCUAGCUUAAAAACUAUGCCGCAAGAAGCUCAUGAAGCCAUUUUAACAAGUACACAAUCAUUGCUGCCAGUUUCUAAACCACAGUACAUCUUUCAAGUUGUCAGUACGUGCAAAUCUAGUGCGGAAUUGAAAUGGAAAGAGUUAUCGAAAAACCGUAGGGUGUUUUAUGCUUACCACGGAAAUCGCCUCGAAAAUUUUUACAGUAUUUUAUACUUUGGGUUGCAACAUCACUUACAUAAGACAAACGUAACGGGUAGCGGUGUAAAUCUUUCCUCGGAACUAAGUGCAAGUUUGCCGUAUAGUCAUGGAGGGUUUGGCUGGGGAGCUAGUUGCAUUGGAGGUCACCUGUCUUGUGUGGCGAUGUGUGAAGUUAUCGACGUUCCUGAGGGAAUCAAUUACCAAGUAAACCAAGUCACAAAUGAAGGGGAUGGUGUGUACAAAGAAGUUAAGACGUCAGCUGCUGAAGCAGAGGCUCGCACUAAUUCCAGUUUUGUUGUCACAAAUUGCGAUUUAAUUCGAGUUCGAUAUUUACUGGUUUAUGCCAAACAACCAACGUCGAUGAGAUUUCCGACCACGAGUUCGAAUAGAGAAGCUGGUGGUCUACGACAUUGGCUCGCUCAACACAAGCUAUUUUCGAUUCUUCUUGGUUAUGGAUUAAUGCUGGCGACCAUAGGUUUUGCAAAUAAUCAACCUAUGCAUUAUUAUUACAAAAUUCUUUUGAAGAAAAUAGACAUGGCAAUAAGUAAUGGUAAAUCCCCGGAAAGGCACUCGGGUUGGAGAAGAACUUUAUUCGCUCAUCGCAUGCCUCCACGUUGUCGUCAAUCUGCUAAUGAAAGCGAGCAUUACAAGGAAGACUGUCUCUACCUUAAUAUAUGGACGCCACGGCGAGUAGAUGGCAAAUUACAACCAGUAUUGAUUAUAUUGUACAGUAAUUCAUGGACUCAAAAUGGAAUAACAUUGCCAUGCCAAGAAUUGGCCGCAGAGGGCAUCGUCGUAGUGACGGUAGCAUAUAGACUUCAUAUUCUGGCCUUCUUUACGCUAAAAUCUAUUAAGGCACGAGGAAAUCUAGCCUUAUUGGACCAGUACAUGGCUUUACUUUGGGUACGAGAAAAUAUUGUUGCAUUUGGUGGUGAUCCUAAUACAAUCACUUUAUUAGGACAUUCUGCUGGUGCAGAUAGUGUUCUUUAUCAUAUUGUUUCGCCUCGAACGGUCGGAAUGUUUCAACGUGCUAUAAUUAUGUCACCGAACAAUAUCUGGAAAGCGGUAGGGAAGGAAGGCGAGAAUAGUUAUUCAACUGAAAAUAUGUCUCAAAGAUUGAUCAAAUCUUUAAAUUGCUUACGUGACACAGAAAAUGAAAUACUUCAAUGCUUGAGAACUCGGUCUGUAUCGGACAUAUUCAAUUCAAUUCCGAACAACUGGACAAAUGUAAUUCAACCCAUUGCGGAUAAUUUCUUACCCGAUAAGGAGCAAUAUUUACCAUCUUCUUUAUCCACUGCCUUAGGGACAUCAAAAUUACCAAACAUCCAACUGGAUGUCCUCCUUGGAACAACUGACCUGGAAGCCAUAACAUACGAUUAUAAUUAUGAAGACUUGGCACGUCGAGGUCCAGACUCACUUUACGAGCACGCGAGUGUGACAAUCAUUCAGGAAAUCCUGCGCCUGUUGUCCAUAGACCGACCAGAAACAUUGCCACUCCUUGCACAGGCAAUACGUUGGGAAUUCCUAGGUCCGAAAACGCGUACGAAAAGUGAGGGUGAAAUUAUGAAAUUAAUAGAAACCGUUGCAAGAAUGGAGAGCUCAGCUAAAUGGGGUGCCGGUUGUGCUGUUCUAGCAGCUAAACUUGCUCGGCGAAUUUCUCAUCUCUUUGUCUAUCGCUACUCGCGCGCAACUGAUAUAGACCUAAGUGGCCGAAAGCUUAAUUUUACAGGUGCAACUCACGGUGCCGAAUUAUUAGCGCUGCUAGGAAACGCUUUGAUGCUCCAAGUUGCCCGGCGACCUUCAUCUCAGAAUGAGAAACAGUUAUCUAUACAGUUUAGGAAGUACAUUAUUAAUUUUGUUAAAUUUGGGUCACCAGAUAAUUUAAACGAAUGGCCGCGAUAUAUGGUGGGGGAAUCUUAUAUUCAUGAAAUAUGCAAAAAAGAAGACUCCAAUUGCAAUAAGUAUAAAACCAGCAAAGAAAUCGCUUUUUGGCUUCAAUAUUUACCCCGGUUAUUUUCUACACUUACGUCGAAUGAGCAAAUAGAAAAAGAUGAAAAACGACUGCAUGGUGGAGUAUUAGCAAUGUGUGGCGUUUCCAUCUCGCUAUUGCUUUUAUUGUGCGCUAGUGUAGUCAUUUUAAAUAGAUGGCGUUCUCGAAGACCUUUGGAUAUUGAUGAACAUGAAACUAAUUAAAAUUUUAUUGGAUUGUAAAUAUUUAAAUACUUAUUGCAAUUAAGAAUUAAAAUAAUAGACUUUGA